Cryphonectria parasitica EP155 is the source of this 1233-nucleotide messenger RNA. RefSeq lists its product as uncharacterized. The transcript is spliced from 2 exons. NCBI's taxonomy places the organism in Eukaryota, Fungi, Ascomycota, Sordariomycetes, Diaporthales, Cryphonectriaceae. The coding region runs from base 1 to 1233 and encodes 410 amino acids. The record is from RefSeq and is a predicted model, not a curated record.
AUGCGGAAGAUUUCCAACGCGAGAAGCUCACGCAGAGCCCCGACCCUCAAGGACAGCGAUUACGACCAUGAGAUAAACCUUGUUGACCAUGUAGCUGAGGCUGCGACCGCUCAGCCUCUACCUCCAGAGCCCUCGGGCCCUUCAGCGCGGACAGAUAAUGCUCUUACUCCAUCCCAAACUACAGGAACCCCAAAAGAUCAAUCUCUGUCAACUUACACGACCGCCGCCUCGGCUUUUUCCGACCCGCAACCUGGUCCCUCACAGAGCAGGGACCGUCCAAGCCCUCCUGCGAGUGUCUCACGGGGUAGGGCCGGCAGUCUCAGUGUCUCGGGCAGUCCUCGCGACAAGAACACGCCUGAAACCGCCAUUGAUGUCUUGUAUGAAAAUCAGAGAGGUGGUUUCCUUUGCGGCAUCCCCCUCUUCUCGCCCAAGGCCCUAGGCCAGCUCGACCCUCCCGCUUGGACCAAUGUCGCCCACAAGCCGAGUCCGACCGAUAUCUACACUGCACAGGUCCCCGACCCCAGCUGGGUAUGGGUGUGGGACGAGUGGCACAUCAACAAGGAUGUGGGGGUCGAUGAAGAUGGAUGGGAGUACUCCUUCAUGUUUGCCAAAACCUUCUCGUGGCACUCAUCUAAGUGGUACAAUUCCUUCGUCCGCCGCAGAGCAUGGAUCAGAAAACGAAUGAGAAGAAUCCCGGAUUCCAGCGAUCCUCACAUGUUGAACACGGAGUACUUUACGGUGCGGCCCAGCACCGAUACAGGCAGGACAGGUAGCAAGCCUAGCAGUCGCCACAGCAGGGCCAGCAUGAGCAUAUCCUCUUGGGCACUCGAGAAGACGGACAUUGAAGACAUGGACACCCUCAUGGCCAUCUUGAGCCGGGCCAGGAUCGAUCGUGAGAAGAUCGAGGCUGUUGAGAACUUCUUGGAGCACGGAGAGGAGGAGUUGGUCCACCUGCAGCACAGAAUGCACGAUAUCAUGGCUAUCUUUGUCUUCCAGGCCUCGAGGAGGGUACUCCUGUCCAACCUGAACGAUCUGUUCAAUGCGGCGCAGGAGGAACUGAAAUGCAACGACACAGGGAGGCUGCAACGCAGAUCUAAUAAUUUGAGGGCGGCGAUACGACAUGCAGACGAAGAGGUUCAGACUCUCGAGUACUGGAGUGAUGUCAGGAAGUUGGUGAAAGAGGGAGACACAGAUGCGGCCGCAGACAAGUCUCAAGGAUUGGGGCCAAAGUGA